CUUGCAGCGGCAGAGGCCUCCAGCCAAGGGCGCCGCCACCGGCUGUAGUCGACUUCGUUCCACCUGCCACAGCGCGAAAGGGGCCCCCUCAGCUGUGAUCUGUCUGCCUGCAGACGGGACCCAGUUUGACUGGGGGGCAGGGACUAUGCAUUUGGGACUGGUGGCGCUGGCAGUUGUCUUCCUCGGCUCCAUGGGUCACGGUGAUAACCUCAAGGCCUCCAAAGCAAGAAGACAGAGACGAAUAAGCACUGAAGUACCACCAUCGUGCUCGACUGGCUGUGAACACUGCUCAGAGUAUAACGGCUGUCUUAAAUGUCGACCCCGGCUCUUCAUCCUACUGGAGCGGAAUGACAUCCGUCAGAUAGGCAUUUGCCUCGCUGCCUGUCCUGUUGGAUAUUACGGCAUUCGAAAUCGUGAUAUGAACAAAUGCACACAAUGUAAAAUAGAAAACUGUGAGGCUUGUUUUAGCCGAAACUUUUGCACAAAAUGUAAGGAGGGCCUGUAUUCACACAGAGGGCGGUGUUUCUCCAACUGUCCUGAAGGAUUCACCGUCAACGGCACCAUGGAGUGUGUAGUCCAAUGUGACCUAAGUGAGUGGAGUCCAUGGGGCCCUUGCAUGAAGAAGAACAAAACAUGUGGCUUUAAAAAGGGUAACCAGACCCGUACCAGGGAGCCCUUACAACUUCCAAGUCCUGGCACUUUCACAGGGGCUGCUCCGCCCUCGGGCUGCGUCCCAGAGACACAGACCCAAAGAUGUACCGUGCAGAAAAAGAUCCCUUGCAAAGGAGAAAAUAAGAAGAAUCCACAAAAUCGUGGAGAAAAAAAUGGCAAGAACCGCGGACGAGAUUCCAAGGAAAGUGGCAAAGGGGGCAACAAGAAAAAAAAGACCCCGAACCGGUCCACCACUGUUCCUACCAUUACAACGAGCAUGGUGACCUAAUCUUAUGGUGGUGUCAGGUGGGCUUAAGAAAGGAGAAUGCCUGGCCCAUCUUCGUUGGCUGAAGACAAAAAGGUUUUGAUUGUGACAAUAUCAAAAUUAUGCAAAAAAGAAAAAAAAAGUAAUAAUGCUGCUAAACGUAAAACAUGUUCAAUGAGAACUGGAGGAUUGCUGUACUGAAUAAUGAACUGUGUAAAUUGAGUAAAGUUUGAGGGAACCAAGGAGCUAGGUUGGUUAGUCUCAUGCUAUUUGGAAGCACCCAGAAAGACUGUGCGUGAACAGAGUUGUCUGCUUGUAAGCCUUUCCACAGGAAACAACAUCGUUUGUGGUUGGCAAAAUGUUCCAUAUGUUCCUCAGACCUAUCAGAAAGGUUUCUGAACUACA
Sinocyclocheilus grahami is the source of this 1321-nucleotide messenger RNA. Its product is annotated as R-spondin-1. The transcript has 5 exons. Lineage: Eukaryota; Metazoa; Chordata; Actinopteri; Cypriniformes; Cyprinidae. The coding region runs from base 146 to 940 and encodes 264 amino acids. The record is from RefSeq and is a predicted model, not a curated record.